AGGCUACAGACAGAUCCAAACCUUUGCAUAGUUUAGACGUCAUCGCCUGCGUAGCGAGUUCGUUAGAUACGUAUAUAACUAUUCCAUUAAUCCAAAUUAGUGUGGGAAAGUCGAUAGCUCUCUGCCCUCGUGUAUUUUGGUCCAGGGUGCGCCUGCCGCCGCUGACCAAUCGCUGCCUCCAGAACAAGCCGGUUCCGUCACUUCCAAGGGCGGGUCGGCAUUCAUGUGUCCUGGUGCCAAAGUUAUCUCUCUUACUCACCAUUCCUUUAACAUUUGCAGUUCGCCCGCUUAUAUGUACCCGGCUGCGCUUGGAUAAAUACUCGCGUAGUAGAGAGCUGAGCGUUCGCUCACACAAGAUUAUACCAGGCUCCAAGCCUUGUUACCGCAACGCAACUUUCCUUAAGGAAGAAAAAGGACCACCAAUUUGGAAUAACAUCGCUCCAAGGCACCCUUAACGGGAAGGAAAUAUGUCGGGCCGCCAAGUACAGAUUACCUCGUACAAAACAAGCUCCGGUGGUGGAAGACCAGGGGAGGUGUCUCAGACCAGCGAGCGCCAUGUGUACAGCUCGUCUUCAGAGUCAUACGUGAAGGAGACAGGGUCCAUGAAGAUGCGGGGAUCCUACAAUGUCCAGUCCUCCAGUUUUUCAUCCGGGGGUUUCGGAGCUUUUAGCCAAGGAUUCUCCGACGACUUCCCUAGCUUAUCCAAGGGGUUUGGACAGCCUUUUGGCUCUGAGGGCUUCUCCAAAAUGUCUAAGAUUAUGUCCUCAGCGGGCGGCAGCCUGUUCCUGACGCCGUCCAGUAACAGCACUGUGACCCUGGUGAGGGCUGAGGGGGCGUGUCUGAAGCAGGCGUAUGUGGGAGAACUCAGCACAUUCAGUGUGGACUGUAGCAGAGCAGGAAAAAGUGCAUUGGUGGUGGGUAUGAUGGGUCCAACAACACCGUGUGAGGAGCUGGACGUCAAGCACAUCGGAGACAACAAGUAUGUGGUGUCCUUCAAGGCGUGCGAGAAGGGCCCGCACUCCCUGGCAGUACUGUGGGGAGACGAACAUAUUCCAGGAAGCCCAUUUGACGUCACAGUUUUCUAAAUAGAUAUUUGUUUCCCGGAUGUCAUUGACGACGAGCUGACAAUGUUUUUUUCUACAUGUAACAUGUACCACGGAAGCAGCACACAUAUUUAUCUGGAAAACAGUUGGUAUUCAGAACUAUAACUUAUAAAUCAACGAUAUACGUCUAUAAUACCGUAUGAAACUAAAUGCGUAUUAGAGAUGCAUACACAAUUCUUUUUUUUGUCAACUUUUUUUUUGCGAAAUGCUGAAUUUUGAUGAGUUCUUAAACUUAUUUUCGUUCUCGUUGGCAAUGAUUAAGAGGUAAAGCUUGUACAGGUUUUAGUUAUAUGGAAGAUCAUUUGAGGAUGAUCUAGGCCAUUGAUGCAAAUGUUCGUUACUGAUUAGAUAUCGAUUUUGAUUGUUUUAGCACUUAACUUGAUAAUAUAAUUUGUACUUGGUGCCUGAUGAUACAAUCAUAUUUACGGCGAAAGAAUGAAUGUUACGAUCUGAUUAACAUGAAUGAGCUGAAAGAUUUUUGCCUUGAUGAUGGAAAGCUUAUAGGAUCGAUACCGUAACGAUCUAGCUCAUAAGGACGUGCAAGUAGAGAGAGUUUGUAUAUAUACAAAGAGGGAAAGAUAAGAGAAAAAUAUGUAUAGCAAUGUAACAGACUUUCGUAUUCUGUCCAACUGGUAAUGGAGAACGAAUGUAUCAUGAAAUGUGGUGGUCACAAAAAUA
Messenger RNA from Branchiostoma floridae (Florida lancelet), 1781 nucleotides. Its product is annotated as filamin-B-like. The coding region runs from base 468 to 1085 and encodes 205 amino acids. Gene Ontology annotation, biological process: actin cytoskeleton organization. The transcript is spliced from 5 exons. Lineage: Eukaryota; Metazoa; Chordata; Leptocardii; Amphioxiformes; Branchiostomatidae. Gene Ontology annotation, molecular function: actin filament binding. The record is from RefSeq and is a predicted model, not a curated record.